UUCCAAUACCCGCCCUUAAUCAGAGCCGAGGUCGGGAGCAGCGUAUACUUGACCUGCGAUAUCGAGGACAUGAAUGGAAAGUGCUUCAGUGUCAUCUGGUUCAAACUGCGGUCCAAGAGCAGACCGACCCUGGAAACUUAUCAGUGUCAGACCCGGUGACAGCUUCGUAGGCAACGAAAUCGAGAAAUCCUGUUCCCUGAACCUCAACAACGCGCAGGUGAACGAUUCCGCGACGUGCUAUUGCGCUUUUAUUAAGAGCCCAAUCAUGUACACGGGCAAUGGAUCCACACUAGUAGUACAAGAAGGCUCCGAUGACCGCGUUUAUAUUGAAAUCAUCACCCCUUCAGAGGGCGCAGUCCAGUCCAGCGGCGCCGCUACUUUAGUGUGUCUGGUGUUCGGGGUACCCGAGCAGGCUCGGGUCUACUGGAUCAUCGAACACGAACUAACCGACUUCGGGACCGGAAAUUCCAGUGAAUCCACUCCGGACUUUAUCAGGAAUGAGAUCACCAUUCCGGGCGCGGUCUGGAGCAGCGGGACCGUGUGCACGUGUGUAGUGGAAACAGAGAGCGGGCGGAAUAUGAGCAAAAGCGUGAGCAAGACCGGUGAGAGAGAUCCAGAUUGCUUUCUUUAUUCGGUCUGGCGAUAUGUCUUCAUUCUUGGAGCUCUCGUUGCGAUGUGGAUACACUUUGCUGUAGUUCACUGGAACAAUAGCAAGCAAAGCGUGUAA
Polyodon spathula (Mississippi paddlefish) is the source of this 727-nucleotide messenger RNA. RefSeq lists its product as uncharacterized. The coding region runs from base 74 to 727 and encodes 217 amino acids. The record is from RefSeq and is a predicted model, not a curated record. NCBI's taxonomy places the organism in Eukaryota, Metazoa, Chordata, Actinopteri, Acipenseriformes, Polyodontidae. The transcript has 4 exons.